AUCUAAGCAGCAUAAAUACUGUAGCAGUAUCAGUGAUUUCUGCGAAUUUGACUGUCUAAAGUUUAAACACGCACUUUUUUACAUCUCGACAACGACACAUUAUUGCAAUGGCCACCAAAAAGGUUAUUGGAGGGCCUUCCGAGGAGAAGAAAGCCACUCCAGAAGUGCAGAAGAUCUGUGAUGAGGUCAAGUCGGCUGCAGAAAAUAAGGCUGGGAAGAAGUUUACUGUUUUCAUUGCCAAAUCUUACACCACACAGCUUGUGGCCGGGACCAACUAUUUUAUCAAGGUGGAUGUAGGAGGAGAGUUCGUCCAUCUGAGGGUUCAUAAAUCACUGCCUCACGCUGGAGAAAAACUAGACCUGCAUGGGAUUCAGACCUCAAAAUCUCAGCAGGAUCCCAUUGAAUACUUUUAAAUCUGGUGUCUCAUUCUCUUUCUUCACAUACUAUACACUUCCAUACUGUAUAGGUUAAUGUGAUCUGCUCAAUGCUGUUACAAAACUAUUAUCCAAAUGUACAUUAAAAUGAACCCAAUACUGUGCCUUAUAUUAUUUGGAUGAGUUUUAUUCGAUAUUUGUCCAGUUUUACAAAAGUUGUAUUGAGGUGAAAGAAUUGCACAUGAAUACUGUACGAGUCAUCAUUCCAGAUCUGUUUUUAUAAAAGAUGCUGCUUCUGAAAUAAAGGGAAAUUUCACAUUU
Messenger RNA from Pimephales promelas (fathead minnow), 695 nucleotides. The record is from RefSeq and is a predicted model, not a curated record. Lineage: Eukaryota; Metazoa; Chordata; Actinopteri; Cypriniformes; Leuciscidae.